ACUAGUGGUCUGGAUUCUGUGGCAGAUUAUGUAAUCUGCAAAGCAGUCUUCCACAAAAACUGUAGUCCAAAAAGCAGAAUGUCCAUGAAUGAGCAGUUAUGCCAUCUACUGCAAAGUAUGAGUGGAAAUGCGGAAUGUAUGAGUUAAAGUUCUCACAUGCAAUGCUGUCACACAAUGUCUCUACAAAUUUCUCACUGCACAGUAACUGUUCAGACAUCCUGUAUUAGUCCAUAUUAGUGCAUCUAUUAUUAUAGAAACAAUUUGAAAAAUAAGUGAUGUGAUGCAGUGAUUUUAUUGGUAUAAUUAAUUAUUUUUCUUCUUACAUGAAAAAUAUCAUGGAAAGGAUAUUUAGGAAUUAAGGAUAGAAGAUUUCUGGCCUGUUAAACAAAUUAAAAAUAUUUGAUUGGAAAUUAAAAAGAACAAACAGUAAUUUCUUAAAGCAAUAUGACCCAAAUGAUUAGUUAUUAUUAUUUGUAUAUGAUCACUGCCAGGUUAAUUUACCAAACAAUAUUAUCGGUUAAUUGUAUAUAUAAAUUGUUUCAGAAAAUUUCUACAAAUUUUAGAUUCUCUCUGAAAAAUAAACAGAAUGAAAAUGAAGUUAAACCAUCUCAAAUUAAUGGGAAAACAAAUUGGAAAGAGAAAACUUUAAAUUCAGAAAUUUUGAGAUUGAAAGAUAUAAUAAACAAAUUACAAGAAGGAAAUAAAAAACUUAUGAAUCAACUGAAAGAAAAAGACCAAGAAAUAAAGAGCUUGCGUCUUCAACUGGCAAAAGCGCCGGGAAGAAAUUUACUAAACAGAUUACAAACCAAAAAUGAAGGUGAGGUGAAAUCAACACGCGACACUGUCAGGAAUAGACCUCAGAAUAUUUCUAAUAUUAAGCUUGAAAAAAUUAGGCCAGUUGUAACUAAUAACCUUAAAGGUAAAUAAAUAAUUGAAAAAAAAAAAUAAUAAUAAUUUUUAUAAAAAUUAGUUUUAGCCUUUCGGACAAAAAUUUUAAUAAGUAUAUUUAGUUUUUAUUAAAUAUUUACUCUAAAAAAAAGCAAAAGAUGUUUAUCUUUACAAACAGUACAAAUUCUAUUUGUAAUAUAUUUUUACUUAAUAACUGUACAUGCGUGUAAAUUGAUAUUUUAAUAUAUUGAAGUAUUUUUAUCUCAAAGUUGUACUAAUCAGAUAUUUUAAAAACCAUCUAACUUAAUUAUAACAUACAACAAUUAUAAUUUUUAAUGGAAACUAAGGUAAAAAAUGAUGCAUCUCCAAUGAAUAUCCUUACAUAAUUUAAGUUUGUAUAGCUUACUAAUUGAAGUGACUGAUUAUCAGUAUUUCUGAAAUAUUUCAGACAUUACUUCUAAGGAUAAAUAUAAUAAUGCAUCAGUCUGAUUCCCUAUAGUUAUAUACAGUAUAUGUUAUAUAUACAGUGUGUCUCCCUCAAUUUCCCUAGUUUAAACUGUUUUGUAAAAUCCAUUUGUUCAUAUAUGUGAAUAAAAUGUGUUAGAGAAUGGGUCAAUACUCCAAAUUUCACAUGCAUAUACUUGAAUGGGUUGCUGCUGCUUAGUCUAGAUUAUGGGGCCUUAUUUCUUGGUCCACCCGAUCACAUGACAUCAUCUUUGAAGUUUUUUCUUUAUGGGCAUGUCAAGGAUCUUGUGUAUGCUACAAAAGUGCUAGACAUGAGAGCACCACAUACAAAGAU
Centruroides sculpturatus (bark scorpion) is the source of this 1687-nucleotide messenger RNA. RefSeq lists its product as uncharacterized. The record is from RefSeq and is a predicted model, not a curated record. Lineage: Eukaryota; Metazoa; Arthropoda; Arachnida; Scorpiones; Buthidae. The coding region runs from base 445 to 927 and encodes 160 amino acids. The transcript is spliced from 3 exons.